Molecule: messenger RNA, 752 nt
Organism: Ixodes scapularis (black-legged tick)
Lineage: Eukaryota; Metazoa; Arthropoda; Arachnida; Ixodida; Ixodidae
Exons: 2
Coding region: 49-723 (224 amino acids)
Source: RefSeq, a predicted model, not a curated record
UUUCUUCAGUUAUUAUCGCCUCAUCACUUGUCAUUUGUGACAAUAUGAAUGCGUCGCGCGACCGAUAAGGAGCUGUUCAUGUAUCGGUCGCGUCAUGGACUGCUCGACAUUGAGAACCUCAGCAGUGCAGUGUUCAAACAGCAGUUCCGGUUUGAUAAAGGAGAUUUUGACGAUCUCGCUCGCGGUCUCCUGAUGCCGGAGUUCGUGACCAGCAGUCAGGACGUAGUCGUGCCCGGCCGGGAAGCGUUGUGUCUGACAUUUCGGAGGCUCGCCUACCCGAAUAGAUGGUGCGACCUCGAGCCAGUCUUCGGAAGACGUGCCUCAGUGAUGUUGAGCGUCACUUCUCAAGCGCUGCAGCACAUCUCGCAAACUUUUGGUCACCUUCUGACCAACUGCAACAAUCAUGAGUGGCUGACGCCUGCCAGGAUGGUGGAGUUUGCGAGUGCUGUCCACAACAAGGGUGGGCCUUUGCCCAACUGUUGGGACUUCAUUGAUGGCACGGGUCGCCCCAUGUGCCGCCCGAAAAGGAACCAGAAGGCGUACUUCUCUGGCCACAAAAGGAUGCACGUGGCAAAAUAUCAGUCCAUAAUGUGUCCCAACGGCAUUGUCUGCCCGCUCGAUGGGCCAUAUCCUGGAAGGCGGCACGAUGCAGGUAAUUUAACAAAUAGCGUGGAAGUAGAGCUGCGUAUCGGUGCACCACAUGCAGCUGCAUUUCGUGUUUAAAUGUGGCAACAGGUGAUUUGGUCACGAAA